Molecule: messenger RNA, 2905 nt
Organism: Polypterus senegalus (gray bichir)
Lineage: Eukaryota; Metazoa; Chordata; Cladistia; Polypteriformes; Polypteridae
Product: adenosine receptor A2b-like
Exons: 2
Coding region: 341-1435 (364 amino acids)
Biological process (GO): G protein-coupled adenosine receptor signaling pathway
Cellular component (GO): membrane
Molecular function (GO): G protein-coupled adenosine receptor activity
Source: RefSeq, a predicted model, not a curated record
UGACUCACACUUCAUGGCUCCCCUCUCUAAUGCACAUUUACCUCUUCCCACACUCCUCACUUGUCUACUCCUGGGACACGAGCACCUGGCAGCUCUGAUGUGAAUACUUAAAUGGUUGAAGAAACCCAAAUGCAAGAAAACAACUGGCUGUGAUGCAUGAGUUCUGGGAGUGGAGUAGAGUAGUGACAUGGGAAGUGUAGUAUGGAGAAGAAAGCAGUGAUUUCCUGAGACAAGGAUGGCCAGAAGUGAAGAGAGAAAGUUUGAGAAAAUUUGGGAAGAGAAUAAAAACUGAGGCCCAUGUGAAGUGAAGCAGCUACUUGUCAGAAGGAAAUAAUGAGCAAUGGUCCCCACAAGUAACAGUUGCUUGUGGAAGAGGAACUGGACCAAUGACAGCUGUCCAAGCUUGUGCAGUAUCCCCGCCAAUAUGGAUAUUCCCUACAUUACGGUCGAGGUGCUCAUUGCUGUGCUGGCCUUGUUCAGUAAUGGUUUAGUGUGUGGCUCGGUCCUGAGGUCUGGAAAGCUCCGCACAGUCACAAACAGCUUCCUGGUGAGCCUGGCAGUAGCGGACAUACUGGUGGGAGUCGUGGUGGUACCAAGUGCCAUCCUUUCUGAUCUUGGGAUACCUCUGAGGACCUCUCCAAUCUGUGUACCCAUGACCUGCUCCUUGCUGGUCCUCACACAGGCUUCCAUCUUCGGUCUGCUGCUGAUCUCCGUGGAAAGAUUCAUCGCAGUCAUGCAACCGCUCAGUUACAAUGUCUUCUUGCGGCCUGCCAGGGUAUGUCAGAUGAUUUGUGGCUCCUGGGUGCUAGCGUUUGCGGUGGGACUGGUUCCAAUGAUGGGAUGGAACAAGAAGCCAAAAUGUGACAGUACCCCCUGCAUGUUCAAACAGGUCAUCAAGGAUACUUACAUAGUCUACUUCAACUUUCUGUGCUUCAUACUGGUGCCACUUCUCAUCAUGCUGGUGCUGUAUGGGCAGAUAUUCUGGGAGGCCCGCCAGCAAAUCAGGCGCUGGGCUGUGAAAAGUCCAGAAGUAGCACCUGAGUGCAGGGAUAAGCUGCGCCCUGUGACGCUGAGGAAGGAGGUGCGCACAGCGUUUUCUCUGGGGCUGCUCAUCUUGGCAUUCUGCAUCUGCUGGCUGCCCCUUUAUGCUAUUAACUGCUAUGAGCUCUUUACAGACUGCUACACAGUGCCAGGCUACAUAACUAAGAUUGCCAUAAUCCUGUCACAUGCCAACUCUGUAGUCAACCCAGCACUCUAUGUGUUUCGGCUGCGCAGCUUCCGCUUUGCCCUGCGCCGUGCCUUGGGGUGUCCACCAGGGCAGUCACGGCCUCCCAAAGAUUACUGGUGUGCCCCACAGUGCCCUCAGCCAGUUAAGAAAAAUAAGGACCAUGGCACCCUGGGCAAAGAGAUGAACACUUUCUUGCCUGGAAUUUAACUGGAAGAACAAAUUGGGUGGGGUUCUUGAAGAGAUGGUGGACAUGUGGAGAAGUGGGCUUGUUUUAAUUAAGUCUUUGUUUGUAAAGCUUUCCUUAUUAUGCCAUGCCUAAGUCUGUCCCGGCUGAUAAAAUCCCUGGAUGGGAAGCCAGUAGGCCUGGGUAAAAAUAUUGAUUUUCUGAUUGUUAUUUUUUUGUUUAAAGUAUCAAUUCUUAAAGUUUUAAGGUCAAUCGCAUGAAUCUCUAUCCUCUUCAAUUAUUAAGUCUAGAUUUUUGCUAAUUUUCGUUUUUGCUAUUUGAUCCAGUAGAUGGUACUAAUGUGCCUGUUAUGUCUUUCUAAGGAAAAAGCACUUUACUGUCUUGCAUAAAUUGGUGUGUCCUCUUUAACUGAAAUCAGCGUCUUCAACACUUAAAUCAGAUAUGUGGACAGCUGAACAUCCAGGGCAGGAGAUUCCUACGUGACAAUCAUACAUUAAAAAUGAACGGGCACCUGUGGCGGACAUGUUUUACAAACCUCACUGCCUAUAUACAGAGCUGCUGAGAUGAUUCACUGGUGUUUCAAAAACCUUUCUAGCAUUUACAAUGUGCAAUCACAAGUUUGUGUGUUGUCAACUCCAAUAAACGUUGCUUCUCUUUAAGCAUGUGGUUAGUUAGCUGUACUGCUGUGGUGGAAAAAGUUUGUAACAAACCUCACCUGACAAAGCAAGCGGGCAGUUGCUGGAAUUUUCACAGCAGCAUGCAAAAGUGAGUGAGUGAGUGAGUGAGUGAGUGAGUGUGCAAAGCAGCCGACUUGAAGUAGCUCCAUAACAGCUGCUUCUCAGUCACUAUGGCCGUUUCUCUUUUAUGUUCCACUCAUUCAGCGCUGUUGUCAAGAAGCAACAGCUCUAGAUCCUCACUUUAAAAUGCUUGGACUGCGAGGACACAUCUUUGAGACUUAUUAAUGUGACUGCUACAAGUGAGCAAAAGAAUUCUAAAAAGACACAAGUCUUCCUGCUGUAUCUUUAAUUUUGAAUAAUUCAAGAUUAUUUUACAUGUCCAAUAGGGGAAUACAUUUGGAUAACAGUUUAGUUCAAGGGUGUCGACGUGGAGAUUCAUAACACACAAUUAGGUUAUUGAAUAACAUUUAUUAUUUAAGAAGCAAUAUUUAAUUGUUUUAUAAUAAUAUUAUUUGAAGAUGAUACAGAUGUUUUAUAAAGUAGUGUCAUUGCAUUGUAUUAAAACAAGGAGCUGCCCCAUAAUAUGUGUGGACUCUGAUGUGCAGAAUCCAUUGUUAGUUAAAUUAUGGUGAAUUCUGAAUGAGUGCAAUGCUGUGAAAAAGAUUUUGUGUGUUUUUAUUUAUUUUUUAUUUUUUUAAGAGCAAUAAGAUUUUGUUCCACAUCUUGCAAAUGCCGAUGUUAACUGUUCGUUACUAAUCAUGUAUUGCUUUUUAAAUGUCAUUCCAUGCUUAUGCACAUGCUGUGAAGUCACUUGAA